Molecule: messenger RNA, 1377 nt
Organism: Lasiosphaeria miniovina
Lineage: Eukaryota; Fungi; Ascomycota; Sordariomycetes; Sordariales; Lasiosphaeriaceae
Exons: 4
Coding region: 1-1377 (458 amino acids)
Source: RefSeq, a predicted model, not a curated record
AUGUCGUGCUCUGACGUGCUAAACCUGGCCGCCGCUUCGCGCGCAUUCAACUACCUAAUCUACCACACUCCCCAGGUCUUCCGUCGCCUAGAUUUGUCCAAUGUCAAGACUGCGCAGCUUGAUAUUGAUGGCGUCGGCGGUAUCGAUCGCGGAGGACAAGUCUGGCGCAAUGUCCAAAUGGACGAGAACCUGAGCGAAGACGACUUCUACUCGGGACCCUUGCGCGGCAUCUUUUCGCAGCUCCGUCGCUCCAAUAUCUUGCAAGACGUGCAAAUUCUGUCGCUUGACGGUCUCUCUGUGACGGCAGAGCUGAUCCACGACAUCAUAGCCUCCUUUCCUGUGCGAAUCCUGUCCAUCCGCGGCGCAAAGAACCUGAACGAGCGAAAGCUCUGCGGCGCUUUGCAGUAUGCGUGCCGUGAGUCGAGACCAGAGGGAACGCCGCGGCUGAAGGGCCUGUAUGUAUUCGGUCCCGAAGACUGGCAUGUUGAAGCCUUGGAGAUGGGAGAAAAGCGCAAGCACAAGGUUCUAGCAGCUGCCUCGCCCGAGGAAGCCUCGCGGCGCUUUGCCCUUCAGAAGUCUCCUGAAUCUUGGUGGGGCCGUCGCGGCCCUCAGUUUCCGAAGCAUACGCCAGUCAGUUCGGACUGGGCGAACACGCUUGUCGCAUGCGCUGGCGUCGUCGCUUUCGACUCUGUCCUAUGCACCGGGCCGAGACACCUAAACUCUACCGCAUGGGGCUCCGUUAGCAUCACGGCUCUCAACGCCGCAAGUAGCUCGGAAGCUCCAAGCGUUCCCCACUAUGCCGUCGCGACGCAUAGUUUGGACGGGUGCGCCUCGUGCGGUUCGGCACCAGAGGGUUUUACCGUUUGGGGCGAUGAGGCGUUCGCAACAAAGCGUUGCCCUGACGAAAGGAGGGCAAGCGGCAGCGCGUCGCUCGAGACUGGCCAGUUCCCCCUGCUCGCCCCUCCGCCAAUGCAUUCCGCAAACCUCAAGGUAGCGAUGUGCCCUGCUGGACAACAGGUCAAGUCACGCCUCCCCUGGGCUCCCAUGGCGAAGAAGGAGCAGGCACGUUUUAUGCCACGCUGCGGUGACUGCAUACGGGACAGGUAUUGCCGAGGCUGCCAUCGAUGGUGGUGCGAAUCUUGCUACCUCGGGCCCCUAGCGGGAGGACCCAUAUCUCAUCCUGUAAGCGACCCCAUUCCUAAUACCAGUGGUCCCCGAGUAUCUAAGAGCUGCUGGGAAUGUGGGAUGAAUUGCCCUGAUUGCGCCAAUUUUACUCAGCUUUCGUGUCGCAGAUGCGGGGGCGGAUACUGUCUCGAACAUAAUGAAGGUUCAAACUUGGUCUCGGUAUGCCCUAGCCCCUUCGCUCAACGUCGGUAA